Aureobasidium vineae is the source of this 3594-nucleotide messenger RNA. The record is from the annotation of a GenBank genome assembly. NCBI's taxonomy places the organism in Eukaryota, Fungi, Ascomycota, Dothideomycetes, Dothideales, Saccotheciaceae.
AUGUCCCAAGGACGUCGUGAAGCACGCCGCGAAGCACGUCGAGCAGAGUCUCCGCCGGAUCCACGAGACCGUCGUCGACGUCGUUUGAAUCCGUCUUCGAUUGCGAUUGACCAACCGCGUCCGACUGAAUUCGUUUCCUCUUGGCUUGAACAACAAGACUCGACUCGAUCGGGUGUGCCAGCGCAAACAACGUCCUUGACCAAUUUUCGCAUUUUCCCUUCAACACAACUACGCGAGACAAGUCACCCCAACUUCUUGAACUCAGCGCUUGAGCAAGGAAUCACACAGAGUGUUGUCAGUAUGCGGGACCACAACACCGUAAUGCAGUAUAAUGAUGCCGGUCCAUCUUCUGCAUCCCACCCACCCGCUGUUGAUGUUGACGCCGACGAUCUUUCAACCUCAGCCCCUGUUGGCGAUCGCUCGGUAAACUCUCGACGCAACGGACCUCUCUUGAACAUGGGCCAGAUCGUUUCCAAGAAUCAAUCCGCCUCUGCGCCUACUGAUCUGCAAGCUCUGUCUGCCGCUGACAGCGAUGACAUAUCAUCUGACACCUCAGAAAGCUCACAGGAGGGUGGUGUGAGACUGUGGCCUUCUCACGGCGAAUUGUCUCUGGCUCGCUAUACGGGUGUCGACAACAACGUACCGCAGUCGAGUCAAUUCCCUCGUCAUGUCUGGGGUCCGCGCAACAUCGAUGUCGGACUGGCCUGUGAAGACGAACGUUCGGCCAAGAAACCAACAUAUCCCGACAACCCUGCACUUCUCCUCAUCUAUCAGCUGGAUCGCAACACACCCGAGCCUACGCUGCGCUUCUUGCCAUUCAUUCCCGUGUCACAGAAGAGAAAGAACAAGAGCAAGAACAAGCGUUUCAUGAUCCAACCCUCGCACAAGCAAAGCAUUGAUGCCUCUCAACUGACAGCCAGAAGAGCACAAUGGGUCCCUGGUGAGUUUCCUGUUGAACUCUUCGAACUCAUCAACCAACACCUGUCCCGCGAUGACAUCAAGUCGAUGCGUCUGGUAAGCAAGGAGUUUGAACGUGGUGUGUCAGGCUCUCUCUUUGACACUGUUGUUGUUCCAUUCAACACGGAACUCUACGAGAUGAUUGAGCAGAAGGUGGUAAAGCGCAACCUCAAGGGCAAGCGCAGAGCCGACGACCCUGUCAACAACUUUGUCGACCUGGAUCCCGGCUCACUGCUUUGGGAGAACGCCUUGGACGACACAGAAGAUAAGGUCUAUCGCGGUCACGGUCUCAAGGUCUUCGAAGGCUUUGGCCACCACAUUCGUCGCUUCGGCAUGAGUUUUGAGAUCAAGGAAGACGCCCUCCAGAACCCACCCAAGAAGAACAAACUUGACAGCCACGAAAGCUACUUUGGCUCAUAUGAAUGGCCAUCACAGGAGUAUACACGCUACGAACUACUGGCUGGUCUUGAACGUACAGCAGACGAGACGUCACAAAUGAAGCUGGCCUUCUCACACUUGUCAGUUGUUCAGCAGCUUGCACUUUCCAUGGACAGCGGCCUUGGAUGGAUGAGCGGUCCUGACAAGUCGCUACGCAGUAUGAUUCUGCAGCGACCUUCUCCCCUUUUCGGUUGUUCGCACGGCAUAGUGGACGCACAACAACAAGAGCGCAUCAGAUUGUGGGAGUCUAUCGAGUCCGCACAUGCCAGAUUAGGUGCUUUGGACGACUUGAAGGAGGGCUCACUCGAACGUGUCAACCUGGAGGAGAACUUUUUCUUGCGUCUUCCAUUCUCAACCACCCCAUACGCCUCCNNCCCUUCUCUGUGGGCCACUGCUCCUGCCCAGCAAAUUGUCGCCAUGGUGCCUGGUGUUGUCGAUAACGAAGAUCACAACGCUACUGAGACAGGAGUCCUAUACAUUUCUCCCUCCGACACACGCGACCAAUCAUCCCACGCCGAAGCUCAGAGAUUGGAAUACUCAAGGAGACUUGAGAAGUUCAGUCCUGCCAGCUUGAACACUCACCAGAAGGAGUGGCUCUUGGAGGCCGAAUGGGCACAGAGAGCAUUCCUCACCACAUACAUGCUCGGCGUCGUGGACAACAGCUCGGUGUUUGACAAGGUGUCGGUCCUGAACUUCCGCGUCUCCAGCCAUCUGGUACCUUUACUCUGUCGUCACGACUUCUGGACCGCUCUUCCAAAGUUGCAAGAGGCUUCACUAGCUGUCAUCCCUGAUUGGCGCACCGUCGAGAGAGACGAGGCUGAGAUCGUCGAGACCAAGGACAUCGAUCCUUCGGUCGCCAUCGACAAGACAUACAGUCUGCUUCAAGACUACAUCGGUGUUAGACCGAACAUUACCAAGCUCAACUUCUCUUGGGCUGCCGGUGGCGAGCACGCUGAGGGCAUCUUUGCUCGUAACCACCACAUCUUGCCUGCCCCCAUCACCGCCAUUGCUCGCUCAACAGCCAUUGUUCCAAAGGAUGACGAACUCAUCGAUCUGCCACAUAUCAGAGAUCUUACUUUCUCCAAUUGCUGGUUUACACCCAUCUCCAUCGUGGCGAUAGUCAAGAAGCUGCGCACAGAAUCUCUCAAGAAGAUUAGGUUUGACUCUGUUUCGCUUACUGCUAUGCCACGCGGCAACAUUGCCGUGGCCAAUCCCAACAAUCACCUGAUGGUCAAUCCGAACCUGUUUCCUCAACAAGCUCAGGGACCUGGUAUGAUGAUGCUAGGUGGUAAUUUCGCUGCCCAGUUCGGCGCCCAGGUCUGGCAAGGUCCGCCCCCGGGUAUGCCUGUCCAACAAUGGGCUCAGGCAAUGAUUCAUACUCUGAAUGCCACGACACAGCAGCAGGGUAUUGUACUCUAUCAGGUCCCUCAAAUUUGGACGAACCACCCGAUGGGAAUGACGAUGCAGCAAAUCCAUGGCAUGUUGGCCGGACUUGCCGCUGGCAAUGGUCCGCCGAUGCCCCAACCUGGAUUGCUCUAUCAGCUUCCNGCAGCAGCAGCAACAGCAGGCCGGUGCAGCCCAAUUGCCACAAAACGGAGGCCCUCCACCAUUCCAACCACCACCCUUCCUCAAGCCGCUGGCUGGCCUUUGGCCCCUCAGCCCGCAGCUCAAAUCGCUCCUCCGCCUCAGGUCAAUAAUGGACCUUGGUACGAGGGUCACCGCAUUGGUUCAUGGGUCUGGGUGAUCGACAAGAUAAGCCCAGGACCUACACUCGAAAUGUAUCAACCCCGCGACGAGUUUGAGCCCGCACCCGAACCACGCAACAAUGGCCUCGUGUCUGCUGAGUUCAGUUCAUGCGGCUACGUACAGCUCCGUGCUCCAACCUUUGGCGACCAGAACAACAUAGAAGCACCUGCAGCGUUCCGCAUGAGCCGCCACUUUGUCCGUCGCCAGAGCCUUCUAUCACCGGCCAUGCUUACUACCCAGGACAAGCUCCUUGGCACGAUCGUACAGUACAUGUCUGAGCACGAGACAGAUGCUCUUCACCACGCAUGGGGCAUGACAAUUGGCUGGAAUGACGCAAAGCUCGCCGAAGAGGUCGAGUAUGAUGGCUACCUCACCGGAGGCACUGGCCGUUUCUCAGGAAGUGUGACCAAGAACUCGGUCAUGAAGGAGGCUUAUUCUGCUCAGCAGUCUUGA